ACUUCUGAAUUGUACGACCAAAAAAAUGUGUUCUAUUAUUAUAAUUUUCAGCCUGCAACUUUGCUUUGGAACAAAAAAAGAAACGGCCUGAAACGUUGCUUUGUUGGAUCCUUUUGAAAAGUCCGACAUAUAUAAAAAGAAUCGAUUUUUGAUUAUUAUUAUUUCAACUAAUUAAUGAUUAACCAUUUUCAUCACUUAAUUAAUGAAUUCUCCGAAAUCAUGUUUUGUCCAAGAUCACUGCUACGCCCCAAGACUACCUUUACUCUCUCCGAGAUCAACUACAAGGUGAAUAAGAAGCAUAUAGUUGGAAUGGCGCGAUCUUCAUUGGAUGAGAUAUCAGACUCUGGUGCAUUUGAAAGAUCUGCUUCCACAUUCCGAAAUUUCAUUUCGAGCAACCCGAAUUCCCAGUUUGCAGCUGAGUCUGGAAGGUACCAUCUGUAUAUAUCAUAUGCUUGCCCUUGGGCUUCCAGGUGCCUUGCUUACUUGAAUAUCAAAGGACUUAAUAAAGCCAUCAGUUUCUCGGUAGUCAAACCUGUCUUUGAAAGAACUAGAGAAUCAGAUGAGUACAAGGGAUGGGUUUUUCCUGAUUCAGAAACCGAUGUGCCAGGAGCUGAACCUGAUAUGUUGAAUGGAGCAAAGAGUGUUAGGGAACUUUACGAAAUUGCUAGUACAAACUACACUGGAAAGUACACUGUUCCUAUUCUGUGGGAUAAGAAACGCAAGACAAUUGUUAACAAUGAGAGCUCAGAGAUAAUCCGCAUGUUUAAUACUGAAUUCAACAAUGUUGCAGAAAAUCCCACCUUGGACUUGUAUCCGGCUGAUUUGAAAGCCCAAAUUGAUGAGAUUAACGAGUGGAUUUACGAUAGUAUAAACAAUGGUGUUUAUAAAUGUGGGUUUGCGAAGAAGCAAGAACCAUACAAUGAGGCUGCAAGACAAUUGUAUGAAUCUUUAGACAAAUGUGAGAAUAUACUUAGUAAGCAACGGUAUAUAUGUGGCAACACACUUACUGAAGCAGACAUUCGGUUGUUUGUCACUCUCAUUAGAUUUGAUGAGGUUUAUUCAGUUCACUUUAAGUGCAACAAGAAGCUACUGCGUGAAUAUCCAAAUCUCUUCAAUUAUACUAAAGACAUUUUCCAAAUUCCGGGCAUUAGUAGCACAGUGAACAUGGAACAUAUAAAGUUGCAUUAUUAUGGAAGCCAUCCUUCUAUCAAUCCAUUUGGGAUCGUUCCUGUGGGGCCAAGUAUUGAUUAUUCUGCUCCUCAUGACAGAGAAAGGUUUUCUUCAUAGAUGGUCUAUUUGUAUAAUUGCAAGAGAUCUAUGAGAAAUUUUCUGUUCCUGUAAGGGAUUGUUUUGUUGAAAUUUGCAGGAACAGCAAUACUUUGUCAGAAAAACCUAUUUCUAAAUAAACUGAGACAGGUGUGUAUGUGUGUGCAAUUUAAUGUUGGAAUUUUUUCUGUCAUUGAAGCGAGACAUAUCGUAUGAGUCAUAUUGUGCUGUGAUUAAAUAGAUUGGAAAGAUCACAUAUAUUUGUCGUUGGGCUUUGGGUUGAACUUUGUAGUAUGUUGGAGCUUGUGCAGGCCCAGAUUGUUUGGGUCCAGUAGAAAUUGAUGAAGUGGGAGAAAGUAAGUGAAAGUGACGAAAAAUUUUAGUUGAACCCAGGUUCAUCUGAGAAAAAAAAAUGUUGUACUAUCAAAUGUUACUGAACAUCAUGAGAAGUUUUU
Molecule: messenger RNA, 1721 nt
Organism: Abrus precatorius (Indian licorice)
Lineage: Eukaryota; Viridiplantae; Streptophyta; Magnoliopsida; Fabales; Fabaceae
Product: glutathionyl-hydroquinone reductase YqjG
Exons: 6
Coding region: 175-1287 (370 amino acids)
Cellular component (GO): cytoplasm
Molecular function (GO): glutathione transferase activity
Source: RefSeq, a predicted model, not a curated record